This is a messenger RNA of Arabis nemorensis, 429 nucleotides long. The record is from the annotation of a GenBank genome assembly. Lineage: Eukaryota; Viridiplantae; Streptophyta; Magnoliopsida; Brassicales; Brassicaceae.
AUGGAUACAAGUUGCUAUGGCGAUUACGCUGCUGCUGCUUCGCCAGUGACGGAAAUAGCAACGGAGAACGAAUCGUUGGCAUUGAGACUUAUGUUGAUCGUCUUCUUCUUUGGCUCUGUUUUCAUUCUAUGUUACUUCAUUUACCCGAAGCUACCGAAGGAAGCAGCCGGAGAUGAAGAAUCCGGCGAGCCGCUUCCGCCGGCGAUCAUACUCUUGAAAGAAGGAAAGAAAGGAGGCUGCGGCGGUUACGGCGGGAUCACGACGGAGGUUUGCGUGAUCUGCUUGGAGGAUUUUCAGAAAAACGACGCAGUUAGGGUUCUGGUGAGAUGCAGGCACGUGUAUCACGUGCAAUGUAUAGAUUCUUGGUGUUUGUACAAGUUGGCAUGUCCGAUUUGCAGAGCUCCGUUCCGGUUAUUCGGUGAUUGGUGA